CCUUCUUUCCAUGUAAAGGCCAUCAGCAGCAGAACGGUUUCUUUAAAGAGCAGGCUCAAAAAUGGCAUCAAGGGCACUCUCUGUGAUAAGAUCCACCAGGAACUUUAAUGUAGCUGCGGCUACUCGGUCCUUUUUUUCUUCAAGUAAUUCUGGGACGAGGAAAGCCUUUAAUAUGGCGCCAUUGCUAAUCGGCUCUCUGACGGCCGUUGCUGCAGCAGGCAGUGCAAGUUACUUUGCUAACAGAGAAUCCAAGGGCCAGUGUGGAAUUCUGCAAACCGUCAGUGCAUCAGCGUUUGUGCAGCCAAAGAUGGGAGACAAAGAACAAAAGCCAACAAAAAAUGACCGUACUUUCAUCAUGAUAAAGCCUGAUGGCGUCAAAAGAGGGCUCAUUGCAGAUAUUAUCAAACGAUUUGAACAGCGGGGAUACAAACUAGUUGCGAUGAAAUUCAUGAAGCCUGAUGAAGAAUUGCUGAAGAAGCACUAUGCAAAUCUUAGCAAACUACCAUUCUUUCCUGGACUCAUCAAAUAUGUUGGAGCAGGGCCUGUUGUUGCAAUGGUUUGGGAAGGCCUUGAUGCAGUAAAGGGUGGCAGGAGGAUGCUUGGUGAAACUGAUCCACAAAAGUCUUUGCCAGGCUCUAUAAGAGGUGACUACAGUAUUCAUAUCGGAAGGAACAUCAUCCAUGGCAGUGAUAGUAAUGAAAGUGCAGCCAUCGAGAUUGGCUUGUGGUUUGAUGAAAAGGAACUGGUUGACUGGAAACUUAUGUCGGAAUCAAUGAUCUAUGAAGAUUAGGACUUAUACAAGUAGAAUAGAAUAAAUGUAAUUUGGUUCACUUGAGGUGAACUAUUGCUUUUGUGUAUUAUUGGAAAUAAAAUGCUAAAAUACAUCAUA
Messenger RNA from Rhopilema esculentum, 889 nucleotides. RefSeq names its product nucleoside diphosphate kinase. Lineage: Eukaryota; Metazoa; Cnidaria; Scyphozoa; Rhizostomeae; Rhizostomatidae. Gene Ontology annotation, molecular function: nucleoside diphosphate kinase activity. The record is from RefSeq and is a predicted model, not a curated record. Gene Ontology annotation, biological process: UTP biosynthetic process; GTP biosynthetic process; CTP biosynthetic process.